This is a messenger RNA of Brachypodium distachyon (stiff brome), 1889 nucleotides long. RefSeq names its product E3 ubiquitin-protein ligase XB3. Bases 161 to 1540 code for a protein of 459 amino acids. The transcript is spliced from 8 exons. Lineage: Eukaryota; Viridiplantae; Streptophyta; Magnoliopsida; Poales; Poaceae. Gene Ontology annotation, molecular function: protein binding. The record is from RefSeq and is a predicted model, not a curated record.
CACUAUUAAGCUCGCUCUCCUCACCCCACUCCUCCGGCCCACGCUCGUACUCGCACAGAGACACACACACACACACACUCCUCCCUUCCCCCAUUAUUCCCCGCCGGCCACCGCGGCCGGCUCGCCGCCGGGGCGUGUCCAGCGUGAGGCGCGGCGGGCGAUGGGGCACGGUGCCAGCUGCGGCCGCCCCAGCGAGGAGGUGGACUUCUUCGGCGCGGCGCAGUCCGGGGACCUCGCCCGGCUCGCUGCCGCCGUCCGCUCCCGCCCCUCCCUCCUCCGCCGCACCACGCUCUUCGACCGCCUCUCCGCGCUCCACAUCGCCGCCGCCCACGGCCACCUCCAAGUGGUCUCCAUGGCAUUGGAUCUUUGCGUGCAGCCGGACGUCGUUAACCGCCACAAGCAGACGGCGCUGAUGCUGGCGGCGAUGCACGGGCGGACCGAGUGCGUGCGACGGCUGCUCGACGCCGGCGCCAAUAUCCUGAUGUUCGAUUCGUCGCACGGGCGGACGUGCCUGCACUACGCGGCGUACUACGGCCACUCCGACUGCCUCCGGACCAUCCUCUCGGCGGCCCGCACCGCGCCCGUGUCGCAGUCCUGGUGCAGGGGAUACGCGCGCUUCGUCAACGUGAGGGACGACACCGGGGCGACGCCGCUGCACCUCGCGGCCAGGCAGGGCUGGCGCCGCUGCGUCCACGUCCUGCUCGAGAACGGCGCCAUCGUGUCCGCCUCCAGCGGCGCAUUCGGAUUCCCCGGGAGCACGCCGCUGCAUUUGGCCGCGCGCGGCGGGAGCCUGGACUGCGUCCGCCAGCUGCUCUCCUGGGGCGCCGACCGCCUCCAGCGAGAUUCCGUUGGGAGGAUUCCGUACGAGGUCGCGAUGAAGCGAGGCCACGCGGCGUGCGCGGCGCUGCUGAACCCGGCAUCGGCAGAGCCCCUCGUGUGGCCUUCCCCUCUCAAGUUCAUCAGCGAGCUCGAACCGGACGCCAAAGCUCUCCUGGAGGCAGCGCUGAUGGAGGCCAAUCGGGAGAGGGAGAAGAGGGUUCUCAAAGGGACCAAGAGCUUGCUGCCAUCGCCGUCGCAUUCAGAUGACGGUGCCACCAUCUCUGAGGAUGCGGUGCAGGGUGCGGCCGAGGUGUGCAGCAUCUGCUUCGAGCAGGCGUGCAGCAUCGAGGUCCGGGAUUGCGGGCACCAGAUGUGCGCGGCGUGCACGCUGGCGCUCUGCUGCCACACCAAGCCCAACCCGGCGACGCAGAGCCAGCAGCUGCCCACCUGCCCCUUCUGCCGCGGCAGCAUCUCCCGGCUGGCCGUGGCCACCAAGGCCAAGGCCGGCGACGACGAAGACGACGACGACGAUGACGAUGUGGAAGGAGAGGACAGGCUCGAGGAGUCUCCGCGGCACCGGAGAACUCGCCGGUCUAUGAACCUCAGCGGCGACGGGGGCAGCAGCAGCGGCAGCCUCAUGGGCAGCAUCGCCUCGUCCAUCGGCAAGAUGGGCCGACGCAAAACCGACAGCAGCGAACAGGUAGUCGACGACAAGCCGUAGAAUGCUAGCUCUCUCGGCAUGGCAUUCAGACAUCAUAUUAAGCAAAGCGUCAUGAUACAUCAUCAUCGUCAAUGAGCUAGCAGGACAUGCUAUUUUUGUAGAUUAUAUCAUACUGCUACUACUAUAUUUUUGGGGAAUUAGAAAUUAAUUCCACUUGUGUAGAUUCGAUCCAACUUGCAUGUAGAGACUAGAUCUAAAUAAAGAAGCAGUCCGUCAUUGGUGGUAGUCCCAGUCCCCUUCUCUCCGUGGAGUUGUUGAAAUGCUGUACAUGUCCGGAUUCAGAGAUAAUGAGAACCCAGUACAAAUCCAUGUGACCCACUCUCAAUAUAAUUGGCCAUUGGCUGGGCUA